Tripterygium wilfordii is the source of this 2016-nucleotide messenger RNA. Its product is annotated as F-box/kelch-repeat protein At1g57790-like. The transcript is spliced from 3 exons. Gene Ontology annotation, molecular function: protein binding. The coding region runs from base 171 to 1310 and encodes 379 amino acids. NCBI's taxonomy places the organism in Eukaryota, Viridiplantae, Streptophyta, Magnoliopsida, Celastrales, Celastraceae. The record is from RefSeq and is a predicted model, not a curated record.
GAACUUCCACGCGAGAACUUCCACGCUUGAUUUCCGCAUACUUCCCACGUGUCGCCGCCAUCGUUCAUUUUCUUAGAUUUAUAAGUGUAUAACGCCCAGUUCUCGACUCUGUAGUAGCACGCUCUCUGCUCUGAAUUGAGUUGCUUCAUUGCUUGUUUGGGUACUUGGAAAUGACUGGGAGGAAGAAAAGAAAGCUCAAAUCAAUUGAAACAAUCAACAAUGAUAGAAGAAUGACAGUGAAGGAUGGGAAGGAGACGGUGGAGCAGCGAACCCUUGCUGAUCUUCCUACAGAACUUUUGGAAUUUAUUCUGUCCCAUCUAACCCUAAAGGAUAGUAUACGUUCCUCUGUUGUUUCCAAGAGAUGGUAUGCUGCUGCAGUGUCCGUCCGAAAGGCAAACCACCCACCCUGGCUUAUGUAUUUCCCAAAAGCUGGUAACCUAUAUGAGUUUUAUGACCCAGCUCAUUGUAAGACCUAUUUUGUUGACUAUCCCGAGUUGUUUGGGUCGAGGGUUUGUUACACUAAAGAUGGUUGGUUGUUGCUAUAUAGACCCAGAAAUCAUCGCGUGUUCUUCUUUCAACCCUUUUCUAGAGAGUUGAUCAAACUCCCAAAAUUUGAAUUAACUUUUCAAAUAGUCGCCUUCUCUUGUCCACCAACGGACGCCACCUGUGUAGUUUUUACGGUUAAGCACAUCAGCCCCACUGUUGUUGUAAUCAGCACUUGUUGUCCUGGGGCAACAGAAUGGACUACUGUUAAUCACCAAAAUCGCUUGCCUUUUGUUAGUAGUGUUUGGAAUAAGAUCAUUUUCUAUAAUGGAAUCUUUUAUUGUCUGAGUCUCACUGGCUGGCUAGGGGUUUAUAAUCCAGUAAAACUUACUUGGCAUGUUCUUGUCGUGCCUCCUCCAAAAUGUCCUGAUAGUUUCUAUGCAAGAAAUUGGUGGAAGGGAAAAUUUUUGGCAGAGUAUGAGGGAGGUCUUUUAGUUAUUUAUACAUGUGGUACUGCGAACCCCAUCAUAUUUAAGUUGGACGUGACAAAAAUGUUUUGGCAAGAGAUGGAAACCCUUGAUGGUUUGACACUGUUUGCAAGUUUCUUGUCAUCUCAUUCAAGGACUGACCUCACUGGAACAAUGAGAAACUCUGUGUACUUCCCGAAAGUUCGUUUCUUUGGCAGGCGUUGCAUAUCGUACUCUUUUGAUGACCACAGAUACUAUCCUCGUAAGCAAUUUCAUGACUGGGGAAAACAAGAUCCUUUCGGAAACAUCUGGAUUGACCCUCCUCAAGACCCCUCAACCUUCUUUAACGAAAGCUGUUGACAGUUGACACAAGUCCAUCACCUAUGGAGUUGCUAAUGAAUCCAUGUUUACGAAAGCAUCCAUGAAGAAAGUACUAGUAAAAAGUUCGUCUGAGAUGGGCAGUGAAUAAUUCAUACAUCCAGGUUAACAAUAAGUCACCAGAGCAUACAUCGAACUCCACGCAGCCUUUACAGAGGGUACACUUUGAAGACCUGCUGAUUCUAUAUAUAUAAAAAAAAAAUUUGAAGACCUGCUGGUAAGAUCCUAUCGUUGCAUAUCUUGGGUAAAUUUCUCACGAAGACUUAGUUGUUUUAUGCAUGUGAUUUUUUGUCAAGCUAUUUUCAUUCCACCAUUGGAUGGGGUACUGUUGUAUUAGCGGUAGCAUAGGUACCCCGUACCCCUGAUCUAUUGGAAGUAUCCUUGUUUCAAAUUUCAAUUCACGUCAGAUGAAAACUUUAUGUUAGGGCUCGGAAUCCUGUACUAUGCUUGGAAGGUGCAUUGCUACUGCAGUGAACAAGUUUAUCUGUAUCGGUUGUAAUUUAUCUGAACUGUUGCUUGUAGUUUAUACAGUCUUGGGCAAAGUUCACUUAAUCUUUGACCAAGUUGAUAAUGUUACCAUUUUUAGUUUGCAUGGCUGUACGGAGUCCUCGAGACACUUCAAUUAGGCUUAAGAGCCGUUAUGUUGUUCUGAUGCAGUUUUUAAUGGCAAAAUCGAGAAUUGGAUUUA